AUGCCGGUCGCGGCCGAGGCCAAGCCCGGGAAGGCACCUGGAAUGUUGCCACGCCCGACAGAACAAAUCGAUGCACUGGAACCAUCGGAUAGCCGGCAGCCAUCACCCUUGCCCUUGCCUCCACCAACGCCUGAGAGCGAAAAUCAUGGGUUCAAAGUGCUAUACCAGGGCAAAGGACCCGUUGAAGUGGACAUCGUUGCCGUACAUGGGUUGAAUGGGCAUCGAGAACGAUCCUGGACCGCAGCAAACGGUACAAAUUGGCUCCGCGACUUGCUGCCAAAAGAUAUGCCCAGCAUUCGGGUGGCCUCAUGGGGCUGGAGUUUACCAAUCGCAGAGAAGUCAUCUGAAAGAACUUCACAACAGGCAAUAUCCGAAAAGCUGAUCCACGACUUGUGGGAGCUAAGAUCGUCGACAAACACAAUCCACCGUCCGAUUAUUUUCAUCGCACAUAGUGCGGGAGGUCCAAUAGUCAAGAGUGCUCUGGUAUACUCCAAAUCGGCACCCACAGGCCCCACUCAAGACCUACACAGUAUCAAAGGCUCAACACGCGGGGCGAUUUUCCUAGGAUCCACCGAGCUAGGCUCAAGACUUGCAGGGUUAGAGAAUUACCUGACUAGCGCGCAAGGCUCCGACCAGGAGUCGAGUGAAGUAUACCAAGAAGCGCUGUGGCUGGUGAACACUUUGCACCGGUACAAUGUUAUCAGUGAUGGUAUCUGGACGUUAUCCGUUCACGAAAGACCUGGGUCCUCAAGUUCGGAGACCAAAUGGGACGAGGGCAACUGCUCACACAUUUUUUCCAGAGCUGGCCACGAUGAUAUGAUCAAGUUCGAAAGGUUCACCGAGGAGGGUUAUUUACAGAUCAAAGAGCAUUUAAUGUUCGUUGAUCUGAAUACAGAAUUUGGUGCCUAA
Molecule: messenger RNA, 909 nt
Organism: Penicillium brevicompactum
Lineage: Eukaryota; Fungi; Ascomycota; Eurotiomycetes; Eurotiales; Aspergillaceae
Exons: 6
Coding region: 1-909 (302 amino acids)
Source: RefSeq, a predicted model, not a curated record